AUGGAUAACGCUAAGAGCUUUAUCGCCAAGAACAAGACGGCGCUCACCGUCACGGCGUUGGCGCUGAUCGCUGCCGUGUCUGCGUACUACGUGUACACCCAGCUGAGCGGCGCGCAGCCGCCGGCGCCGGCGCCCGAGGAUGACGCCGCCGCCAAGAAGAAGAAGAAGAACAAGAAGAAGAAGCUGGCCAAGAGCGCCUCCCCUGAACCCGCCACCGGCGCCGCCACCGACGCCACCACCGCUAAAAAGGAACGGGCUUACCCCGUCGACGCUAAGGGGCUCCCGGCGUUGACCGAUGACGUCAUUGCCUCGUUGUCCGACGCCGACAAGGACGCGUGGGCGUUGGCGCUUAAAGAGGACGGUAACUCCGAAUUCAAGCACAAGCGCUACGACGAAGCCAUCGCCUACUACUCCGCCGCCUUGCAAUUGAAGCAGGACCCCAUCUUCUACCUGAACCGGCUGGCGUGCUACGCCGCCCUUGAAGACCACGAAAACGUCAUCAAGGACACCUCCGCCGCCAUCAAGUUGAAGCCCGACUACACCAAGUGCGUGUUGCGCCGGGCCAACUCCUACGAGAUCCUCGAGAAGUACGAGGACUCGAUGUUCGACUUGACUGCCUUGACCAUCUACGGCGGCUUCCUGAACAAGCUGAUCGAACAGGUGUUGGAAAGAGUGUUGAAGAAGCACUCAAUCAAGAUCGUCGAGCUGGCGCCUAAGGAAUUGCAGCUCCCCUCCGCCGCCACCAUCGGCUCGUUCUUCGGCGCUUUCGUCGAAGAGACUAACCCCGAAGGCAUCAGCGCCGAGUCCGAAGGCGGCGCCAAGUACAUGUACGAAGCGUUGCAAGCGAUCAACGGCAACACCGUUGACGGCUACGACAAGGCCGACACUUUGAUCAACCAGGCCGUGGAAGCGUUUAAGGACGUCAAGUCCGGUGACGCCGACGCCGGCAUCGCCGCCGUUGCUCUCGAAUACUCGGCCGCGUUCAAGUUCUUGAAGAACGACUCUGCCGCCGCCGCCGUCGACAUCCAGUCGGCCAUCGACCUCAAGCCCCGCCCCCGCUCGUACGUGUUCCGUGCCCUCAUCAACGCCGACAAGCUGAGCUACAAGGAAGCCCUCGAGGACUUCAAGCGCGCUGAGGACUUGGACCCCAAGUGCCUGGACAUCUACUACCACCUCGGGCAGCUCUACUACUUGACGGGCGACUUGGCCAACGCCGAGACCCAGUUCACCAAGGCCCGCGAACUCAACCCCAAGAACGUUUACGCCUACAUCCAAUUGGCGUGCAUCACCUACAAGAACGGCAACAUCGACCUUGCCAACGAAAAAUUCACUGAGGCCAAGCUCAAGUUUGCCACCGCCCCUGAAGUGCCCAACUACUACGGUGAGAUUCUCGCCGACCGCGGCGACAUCCCCGCCGCCUGCAACCAAUUCGACAUUGCCGCUCGCUUGCAAGAGCUGUUGCCCGUGUUCAGCGUCGGCGCCCUCCCCUUGAUCAACAAGGCCACCUGCUUGUCGCGUGAGAACCUCGAGCGCAUCGACGAAGCCGAGGAAUUGUUGGUGAAGGCGUGCGAAUUGGACCCUAAGUCGGAAUUGGCCCGCAUCUCGUUGGCGCAAAUCAAGUUGCAAAAGGACCAAGUCGACGAAGCCAUCGCCUUGUUUGAAGAACUGUCGCGGUUGGCGCGCUCGUUCGAAGAAAAGGUGCAAGCGACGUCGUUUGCCGAGGCCACCAAGAUGCAAAAGCGCAUCAAGAAUGAUCCCGUGUUGACCCAGAAGAUCGCCGAAGUGAUGCGGGAAUCGGGCAUUCAGAUGUAA
Molecule: messenger RNA, 1812 nt
Organism: Diutina rugosa
Lineage: Eukaryota; Fungi; Ascomycota; Pichiomycetes; Serinales; Debaryomycetaceae
Gene: TOM70
Product: protein channel
Exons: 1
Coding region: 1-1812 (603 amino acids)
Cellular component (GO): mitochondrial outer membrane
Molecular function (GO): protein binding
Source: RefSeq, a predicted model, not a curated record